AUGGCAAUAGGAAUCUUUGGAUUGAUCCCAAGCUCAUCACCAGACGAGCUAAGGAAGAUUCUUCACACACUUUCAACAAAAUGGGGAGACGUGAUUGAGGAUCUUGAAAGUCUUGAAGUGAAGCCGAUGAAAGGAGCGAUGACUAAUGAAGUGUUCAUGGUGAGUUGGCCUAGAAAAGAAACGAAUCUCCGAUGUAGGAAACUUCUUGUUCGUGUCUAUGGUGAAGGCGUUGAGCUUUUCUUUGACAGAGAGGACGAGGUUCGGACUUUCGAGUUCGUGGCCCGCCAUGGCCACGGUCCAAGACUCCUUGGCCGUUUCGCCGGCGGUAGAGUCGAGGAGUUUAUCCAUGCCCGGACACUAUCAGCAACCGAUCUUCGUGAUCGGAACAUAUCAGCUUUAGUGGCUACUAAGCUAAGAAAAUUUCACAGCAUAAACAUUCCUGGAGAUCAAACUGUUCAUAUCUGGGACAGGAUGAGGACAUGGGUAGGACAAGCCAAGAAUCUGUGUUCAGCUGAAGAUUCCAGAGAGUUUGGUCUAGACAACAUUGAAGAUGAAAUCAACUUGCUAGAACAAGAAGUGAACAAUGAGUAUCACCUACAAGAAAUUGGGUUUUGUCACAAUGAUUUGCAGUAUGGUAAUAUCAUGCUUGAUGAAGACACCAAUGCCAUUACUAUUAUUGAUUAUGAGUAUGCAAGUUACAAUCCAGUUGCUUAUGACAUAGCAAACCACUUCUGUGAGAUGGUAGCAAAUUACCAUUCUGACACUCCUCAUACCUUGGACUACACUCUCUAUCCAGGAGAAGAAGAAAGGAGGAGAUUCAUCUGCAACUACAUCACAUCUUCAGAUGAAGAACCAAGAGAGGAAGACAUAGAACAGCUUUUAGAUGAUGUCGAGAAGUAUACAUUGGCGAGCCAUCUCUUCUGGGGUUUAUGGGGAAUCAUAUCUGGCUAUGUGAACAAGAUUGACUUCGAUUAUCUCGAGUAUUCAAGGCAGAGAUUCAAACAGUAUUGGCUUCGAAAGCCCCAACUUUUACCUUUCUACCCAUCCCAUAAGUAA
Molecule: messenger RNA, 1056 nt
Organism: Eruca vesicaria subsp. sativa (arugula)
Lineage: Eukaryota; Viridiplantae; Streptophyta; Magnoliopsida; Brassicales; Brassicaceae
Source: the annotation of a GenBank genome assembly